Molecule: messenger RNA, 1933 nt
Organism: Poecilia latipinna (sailfin molly)
Lineage: Eukaryota; Metazoa; Chordata; Actinopteri; Cyprinodontiformes; Poeciliidae
Product: zymogen granule membrane protein 16-like
Exons: 5
Coding region: 318-788 (156 amino acids)
Source: RefSeq, a predicted model, not a curated record
UAAAAACAACAGGACUAAAGUUAGUGUACCACACUGUUGGUUAACAAUGUUUUUUAAUGAAAGGUGUUAAUUUCCUGCAACACAUCAGACUAAACUGGAUUCACUGGUGGAGAGAACCAGGAAGGUAAUCAGUGGGAAAUCUGUAGAAAUAUACCUGGGGGUGUGCCACACUCACAUUACAGACCGCUGUGCUGAAGGAGUGAGAUGAGUAGCUGAAAGAGGAACAGCUGGACACAUCUGCUACCACUCUAAGUCUGAAGAGGCAUCGGAAGAAAAUUGUUUGCGCUGCUAAUCCUGCAAAAGCUUUACUAGACAUAAUGCAUUACGUUGCUAUCUUUGCUCUGCUGACGGCUUGUGCUUUGGCUGAUGACCAUUACUCCUUCUCUAAGGCUGUGGGACAAGGAGGCGGAUCCUCGUACAGCAUCGUUGGGGACGGCAGAAUCACCGCCAUUAGAGUCUGGGAGGUCUACAACAACUACAUCUACGGUUUCCAGCUCUGCUACGGAGUCGUUUGGACUCCGGUUGUCGGCUACGUGUCUGGCGAACCCAACGAGCUGCAUCUGUACGACGACGAAAGAAUCGUCCAGGUGUCUGGGAAGUACGCUCAGUACAUCCAGUCGCUGAUCUUCGUCACAGACAAAGGCCGCUCCCUGCACGUGGGCCAGCCCGCCGGCACCGCCUUCAACAUGUAUCCGACCCAUCCGGACGCCGAGCUGCGCUUCCUCAGCGGCCGGGUCAGCGGGCCGUCCUCAAUACUGACAGCAGUGAGACUAAGUAAGUUAUGGUGAAAUAAAUGGUUUCCACGUUCAAACUGAUAUUCUCUCCACAUUGAAUAAUUUUGACUUUAAUUUGCUUAAUAUUUAUUCAUAUAUUAAAACUUAGAUUAAAAUCUGCUUUAAUGAGAAGACAGUUCUGUCAUGUUGGGUUUUAAUCGUCUGACCCACAUGCAAGAACACCCACAGAACAACGGAAAUCAGUAAAAUUAUAUUUAUUGCAGAGAAUGACAGUCAGAGAAAAAGGGGAAAAAACUGGUCCGGAGAGGGUUCGAUGCUUCUGGUUGGAGCUAAGGGUGAGAGAGUAUGGUGAGUUCGAUGACUGGAGGAAAUGGUAAACUGCUGGAAGAAAACUUAACGUUCUUACUUUAGCUGAGAUGAUACGGACCGGGGGGGGGGAAGUCUGAAGGAUCCUGGCCGGAUUACUUGAGGUCGAGUGUUGCUGCUUCGCUUAUGGUGGUGGGGCAGCUCUGGAGGGCGGACGAGGUCUGGGCGGGUUUCGUUAUGGCCGGAGAGAGGAGGGCAGCGAGCGUGGAGAUCCGAUCACCAAGGUGGGAUUCAGGGACUUGGGCAUCCGGUGGGCAAUAAUCCACCGGCGUCACAAGGAGAGGUUCUGCGCUGGAUUUUCACUAAGGGGUUCUCAGCUUCUGUAGUGAGAGUUCCUAUGGAGGCACAAAAAACAAAGAAUCACUAGAAAUUCACAAAGUUCGAUCACUGGAGAACUUCAGGUGGCCUGUAAUACCAAAACUGGCAAAACACUCUGGCACUGGUGUGUAGGCUGCCUCCUCCUCUUAUGCUCCUCCAAAUGAGAUCAUGCAGUGCAGGUGAUGAAUAUCAGCUGGUCCACACCCUCCAGGAAUGACUGCCAGGCGCCCCCUGAAGGAUGGACAGGGAAACAGCAACCCCAACCACAGACAGGAAACACCCAGGAACCCAACAAGUUCAUAUAUAUUGUCACUGGAAAUUUUUAUUUUGCAUUUUGCUCUGCAGGUUCAAAGUAAAUGAUUUUAGUAUUCAUAAAAAAUAUGAAUGUGUUUCUUGUUAUGUUUGUGAAUCCUAAACAUUUUGUAACCCGUAUUUCUGUCUGACUUUGGUUCCAAGGCUCUAACUCAGGAUUUUAUUUGUCAAUGAAAACUUUAAUAAAAACUAAUCAGAAUAUA